Messenger RNA from Oppia nitens, 4042 nucleotides. RefSeq names its product protein mesh-like. NCBI's taxonomy places the organism in Eukaryota, Metazoa, Arthropoda, Arachnida, Sarcoptiformes, Oppiidae. The record is from RefSeq and is a predicted model, not a curated record. The transcript is spliced from 13 exons. Bases 363 to 3986 code for a protein of 1207 amino acids. Gene Ontology annotation, biological process: cell-matrix adhesion.
AGCCAUUAGGGUGUGGUUAGUAUUAUUAGUAUUAAUAAUUAUAAGUAAAAUCACACAAAAAUUUAUUAUUAUUAUUAUUAAAACGUUUUAAUUUGUGUGAUAUUAACAGUAUUUAGUGAUUCAUUGAAUACACAAUUCAUUGACAAAAAAUAUUUAACUAACAGUUUAUAACCGUUUUAUUAUUUUUUUAAAUAGUAAUUUAAAUUUUAAGUUUUAACUAUACUAUUCGUGAUUAUUAUUAUUAUUUAAUUAAUUAAUAAAAAACAAAUAAUUAACCUGGAUAAUGUAAAGUUUCUCAUCAAUAUACAUAAUUAUAUACUUAUUGAGAGUUAAUUAUAUAUAAAACCACAACAACAAAAAUAAUGGGAAUAAAAACUUUAAAAUGUUUGAAUACUAUUCAAACAUUUAGACCAUUGUCUACUACAUCCUCAUCCUCAUCAUCACUAUCAUCCUCAUCACAAUCAGCAUCACUAUUGUCAUCAAACAACAAACUAAUUAUAUCAAUCAUAUUAAUUAUACUAUCAUUUUGGACAUCCAUAAGCUCAGCGCAAACAAAUUUGAACCGACAAAGUCCGCCCCGACAGGGACAGGCACCGGUAUUCAUACCGGGAAAUGCCCGACCCAUACAACCGCAAGGACCGCAAAUAUUGGGCGAUUUGCUGGCCUUUCGCCAGGAGCUUAUGUAUCCGUAUAAUUUGAGCGAUUUUACUGAGAUUACAUCAGCCAAACCCAUUCAUGACCAGCCCCUGCCGUUUAGGCUACCGUUUUUCGGUUUCUACUAUCACUAUAUAUGGAUCCAAAGGGAUGGCUAUCUGGCCUUCAAUAAGGGUCUCCUAUCGUAUAAGUUUCCGCUUAAUUUCCCAGUCAAUCCCAAGGACAGCCUACAAAUGGAAGAUCCGUCGAUUAUAGCCCCGUGGUUUGCCCUACAGGACAUACCUACCGAAGUACCCUAUGCCGGGGUAUACCUGAAAAUCGUUAACAUCGAAAGCGAACUCAAUACAACCCUAAGGGAUAGGAUUAUAUUGGACUUCCGGGAGGGUAUGAUAGGUGCGGCCGAUUUUACACCAAAAUUUGCAUUGAUUAUAACCUGGCGUAAUAUGACCGUGGUCAAUAGGCGACCAGAAACACCGCUAGUGACAAACACCUACCAGUGCGUAAUAGCCACCGAUGAGAUGCGGACGUACGCCAUGUAUAACUACGACCAGAUCCAGUGGAUCACCCAUCAGGACAACUACGAAGGCCUGAAAGGAUCGGCAGCCUAUGUUGGUUUCAAUGCCGGCAACACUACCCGUACGUUUGAGUUUAAGCCCUAUUCGCAGAACCCGCGUAUAUCCUAUCUGACCACCCGGGGGUGGGGUAACAAACUUAGGGGCCGAUAUUUUUUCCAAAUAGACGAAGAGGUAUGGCCGGGGGCGUGCAUCGAAAAAGAUCUGGACCCCAAUCUACCCGAUCGGUUACCGUUGACUUUUUUCCCGCGUGUCGGCUCUAUGUUGGGCGGAACUCUGGUCAACUUUACCGGCCCGUGCUUGCAGCCUACGAGUAUCAUAACGUGCAAGUUUGAAAAUUUUAUAGUACCCGGCAUAUUCAGGGACUUCAAUCACGCAACCUGUAUAACACCGGCAGUUAUGUGGCACGGUUAUGUCGAUUUGUCCAUUACAGUAGAUGAUAGGACACUAUUUUUGGGUCAUUUCUAUAUACAACCUCCCGAUAUAGCCAACGAUGAUAUUGUAGUACUGGGCGAUACCGAUCGCCUGGAGGAACCGUUAUCCAUGGAAGUCAAAUGGAAACCAACUAAACUGGCCUGGGAUGACAAUGCCCGGGUAACCCUAUCGCUAUGGGGCUAUCGUGAAACAUCGGAUGUCUACCCACACUUGACAUUCAUCGAUAAUAUUGGUGAUGUCGGUGCCUACCGACUCGGCCAGAUUAGGGCACUGAUAGAUCCGGCAACGUUCAGGGAUCGCCGUAAUUAUGGCCUAACCGAUAUUACCUACGGUUUCCUAGGCUUGAAUCUAACUGAUCCGACAAUACUGGGCAAAGAGAUCAAACAGUCGCCGAUGAUCUGGUCCCGACCGAUGCCGAUUGCCUGGUAUUUCAAGCGCCAGUAUGAGCGCGAGUAUGGAGAAGCUGGGCGAUGGAAGGAACAUUUUUGUCAUAAUUGGUUUCAACAGGAAUCGUAUGCCGAUAUGUUUGCACGGGUAGUAUUCCGAUGCCCGUGUUCAAUGGAUCAGGCAUUGUUGAAUAGGGGACAGUUUGCUCCCGAUUUGGAGUGCAAUGUUGUCGAUCGCAAGUGUGAAACAUUUCAUCGGGGUGCCUUGCAUUGUGUGAAAACUGGCCGACCAUCUGUUGGAGGUUCUGGUCAGACAUGUUGUUACGAUGAUUACGGUGAACUGAUACAAACGGCCGAUUCAAUGUACGGCGGACGGCCAUCGCGGGCCUUUGUCUACGGUAAACAUCCGUAUAAAAUGCGUAUGAUGAUCCCGGCGCUGUCCGAAUGGCUACACGACACUAUGCCCUACUUUUUCUGCUGUAAAUGGCAACCGAAAGAAGACAACGCCCAUACCUGUCAAAUGUAUAACUAUUGGCGUACAUCCCAGGAUUGUUCAUCAUAUCAGGCACCGGCCAUCGGAUCAGUUUAUGGUGAUCCACAUUUCAUAACCUUUGACCGCUAUAAUUUUACGUUCAAUGCUAAGGGUGAAUUUACGCUUCUACAUGUCGAUAGUCCAUUGUAUAAGAUCGACGUACAGGCCCGUUUUGAACAGGUACCCCGCAACCGACGUACCGAUCCGUUUAUCAAUGCCACUGCACUGACGGCCAUAGCGGCCAAAGACAACAUUUCGAGUACCGUCGAGUUUCGGUUGCGACCGAUUGCCGCCCGUUGGCGAUACCAGAUGUACGUCAUUGUGGACAAGGAGUACGUUCACUGGUGGGACGAGUCGAUGCGUUUGCAAAAUUUCAAAGGUGUUACCCUGUAUCAGCCGGCAGGCAUACAAAAUAUGUCGCACGUGAUUGCAAUGUUUGAUUCGGGUGCCGGUGUUGAGGUGAUGUCCGAUGGCGGCCAUCUGACCGUCCAUGUGUAUGCGCCCUAUCAGUUUCUGAAUAGUACGUACGGACUGUUGGGCCGUUACUCUAAGGAUCCGUUAGAUGACUUUACACUGCCUAAUGGCCAGACAAUAUCGUUGCAGUCAACCCAGGAGGACAUACAUAUGCGUUUCGGUAUGGCCUACCGGGUACAGGAGCAACUGUCAGCGUUGGACAGGGAUAAAUCGGCCUCCUUGUUCCAUCACGAUGCCAUAUCGUUUGCCUACUACGACGACUCCCAUUUCCUGCCCGAUUUUGGACUACCCCCUCGGCUGCCCGACUGGGCCGAGCACUUGAGGGACGAGAUGGAUCAGGUAUGCGCCGAAUCCAUUGCCUGCCAAUACGAUUAUAUACAGACUUUCGAUCGGGAAUAUGCCAAACAAACCAAACAACACGAAGCCUAUGCCCUACAGUUGGCCAAUGAAGUUAGCAAAAAAGUUACCAGAUGUCCGGCACUGCCCAAACCGUUGAAUGGCCGCAAAUCGGAAAACCGAUACUGGCCGGGAACUAUCGUACGAUUUGCUUGCGACGAUGGCUAUCGAUUGGUCGGCUACGAGGCUCGCCGAUGCCGUGAGGACGGCCUAUGGUCGUGGGGUGUCGACCCCGAGUGUAUCAGUGAUCUCAAGUAUACGGGACGUAUAGCCGGCAUUGGUGUCGGUAUUGUAUUACCGAUACUUAUAGUAGUCAUACUAGUUAUCGGCUGUAUUAUCUAUAUGCGUAAAACAGGUGCCGACCAUUAUACCGGAGAAGCUGGAGUUCAGCAACCGUUUGUUGAAUACCAGUCCAACAAUAAGCCAGUGAGCGGUAGUGGCGGUGGUGGUGGAGGUACAGGUGCUGUAGGAGGUGGCAGUGGUGGCGGUAAAGUCAUCAAAGAGAUUGAAACGCCCGCUCGCGAUGCAGAGGUUUAAGAGAGGAUAGGGAGGGGUUUUUUGAGAGGGGGUUAUCAUACAUACAAAUCAAACAA